AUGCUGGCGGCGGCUGCUCAGCAACACCAGGCCCAGCAGGAUGCCGCCGUUGCCCAGGCUCUGGAGAUUGCCCGAGAGAGCCCAGAUGGUGCUUCGGAUCCAACUGUUAGCAAGAUCUUGGAUAUGGCCCUGUCGCAGAUCUGGGGCAAGGUUGAAGCACAGCCCGACGCAUAUGUUAUGACCCGAGAUGAGUUUGCCGUCUUCAACUUUUUCCAACACCGCUUCCAAGGCAACACGACAGCCGUCAAGGCUCGCAAGCGGUACUGGGACCAUGCUCGGGCAUGAGUUGUGGUAUCUCUUCCACAACAAUCCCACAGACACGCAAUGGCCGUCGCCCAAAAGGAGGCCACCACGGAGACAUCAUCAAGUUCACGAUAACCAUCACCAACACAAACCUACUUUCCUCGGUUCUCCAGCCUCCCCUUUCACUGACGACAUAUCCUUGAAAACACUGUAGCGUGAAGGACGCCCCUUUACGCUAUACGUGAUUCUAUCGUGGUGCACAGAGCUUCAGCAAACGUCUUUCGCCCCCGCUUCACUCACCAUUUUUAUUUUCUUCCCAAUUCAUUUACCACACCAUUCCUACCUUUUGGUAGUUGUGUGCGAUCACUCAACGCCGAGGCGAUUUGUUCUACCCCUGACGCUGCCAAGCGAUUAGGGUCACAAGAGGCGCACAGGCUCCCGCCGCAAUGGAGCGUCAGCAACCACAUCCAGGUUGGAAAUUCGACUUUAUCCGGCACCACCUACUUGGGGACCUAAGUCUCGCUAGCAGGACCUUUGCAUGUGAGGCUUGGAACGGUGAUUGGAGGUUUGACUCUACUUGCACAUCAUUCAAGUGAGGGCAAUCUCUCUGCCGUUCGCGCUGAUGCAUUGGGGAACUUCGGAUGAUGGCCGAUUCGCAGCUUCACUAGCACUGAAACUGAAGCUACUGUGCUAACGAAGCAUGGCGUGCUGCCGGACUCGAGUCCCUUUCUUGGAUGCCAGCAAUGAUGAGCUGACACUUAUUUACCUUUCGUGGCUGGCGCGUCAUGGCCCUUCAUGCUUCUGCAUACGGACGAACAGAAGGAAAAGUUGUUGGGAAUGGAUCAGUGGCACAUUUUUUUUUCUCGCUUUCUUCUUGAUGAUGCUGUUACGAAUUCCCUUUCUCUAUAGAUACCAGCCCUGAAGGUUAUAGACUUGAAUGUUUUUUUCUUUUGGUUCUUAUCUUAUGACAUUCUGCUGAACUUCUCACCUGAAGUUGGAGUCUACCUUUUUGAAGGUUCUUUUGGAAAAUGUUUCUAGAACAAGAAUGAGGCAUGAUUCUGGGUAGGAAUCUUGUCUACUAGAUGAAGCACGAAGCAAAGCAAACUCUCCAUUCUUG
Messenger RNA from Trichoderma reesei QM6a, 1360 nucleotides. RefSeq lists its product as uncharacterized. The transcript is spliced from 2 exons. Lineage: Eukaryota; Fungi; Ascomycota; Sordariomycetes; Hypocreales; Hypocreaceae. The coding region runs from base 1 to 285 and encodes 94 amino acids. The record is from RefSeq and is a predicted model, not a curated record.